This is a messenger RNA of Pocillopora verrucosa, 2797 nucleotides long. RefSeq lists its product as uncharacterized. NCBI's taxonomy places the organism in Eukaryota, Metazoa, Cnidaria, Anthozoa, Scleractinia, Pocilloporidae. The record is from RefSeq and is a predicted model, not a curated record.
ACGUGCGAUGAUUAAUGAAUCCUAUAUGAAGUAUCGAUCUGAACAGCUGUCAUGGCGUCCUUUGCAGGAAGUUUCUUUCCAGAUUUCAUGCGCAGAUAAUUCAACAUUGCAAAGGCUUGAAAUUCGAAAAAUGAAUUUAGACCGAGCCCUUCUUCCUGGGCCAUUAUGUGCACCUCUUGCCUACGAUCCUUCAUUCAAAGUUGAGGUCCGCCUUCAUGAGCCACUCUGGAAGGUUCAGUUUUCUCCAGACGAUGUUGCUAUUGAAGUUCUGACUUUGUGUUCCCAACUGGAGCCACUUUGCAAGAAGGAGUACGCUACAACAAUGGGAAAGAUCGAUGCAGGCCACAAAGUGGAAUAUCAAAACAAAUUUGAACCAAAAGCACAAGUACUCUUUGAGAAAAUGCGAGAAAUGAUCCAUUUUCUUCCAGAUCCUAAACCAUCUUUGAAAGAUUACUUACGGCAGACUGGAUUGUCUCUACUGUUUCCAAAAGUCACUUCAUAUUUAACAAAUCCUGAGAGACCAGCAUUUCAAACCCAGAAAUCUUCCAUGGAUGGAUAUUUUCCACACCUUGGAAUGUUGAACCAGCUUAUAACACUGAGUCAUCAGCUGAACAGUGAUGCCUUCAACCUCACCAAUCAUAAAUACAUGGCUCAUCAGACUGCGCUGCUUUAUCAAUCUGUAAAUCAGGCUGGCACUCUGAUGAUGGACUACAAAAAGAAUAUUGAGUCAAAUUUCAAAAGUUUGAAAGCUGGUCUGGUACCAAAAGACAAAGAUUCUGUUCCAAGGUUACCCCAUGAACAAAAAGAAUGGAUUAACAAUGUCACAGCCAAUAUUCUGGAUGAUGUGCAGUCCUUGCCCCCAGGUCUUACCCAGCCUAUGAUAUCAGCCAUGACCUUUGUGGAGCAACAGAGACAAUGAAUAAAUAGUUUGUUAUUUGUUUAGUUUACAUUUAACUUCUGAUGUAAUCUUUUGGCUACAAAUUUUAUUAUUAUGUACUGUGUUUACCGGCAGAUAGGCUGCAGUAUUUUCGGAAAAAUCACCAGUACAAGCUUUUUGACACCUCAUUAAUAUACACAAUAGCUCAAGAAUUUUAUACUUAAAAUUGUUCCUCUUCUUAUUACCCAACAUCGCUUUCACAUUGAGUCAGCAAUCAUUCAUUGUGUACAGCUAUAUACUUAGUCCAUAUUUUCAAAGAAUCUUGGUCCUCUCCAUAGCAAUGAGCACAUCAAGUUUUCCAAGCUGUUUCUUGUUUGAGGAAGUCCAGUACAGCUUGCAUGGGGGCAAUAAAAUACAUGCCGCGUACAUGCCUGUUUGGUUAUGUAUAGAUAAACAAAAUCACUUAUAAAUGUCACUCAAAUUAAGAAUAAUUAACGUAUUGUACAGUUUUCAACAGUUUAAACAGUUAUGCUAUAUGCCUAUAUAACAACUGAAAGUCUUUACACCUAAACUCCUGAGAUCUGAUUGUUAAUUUUUCUCUCUAGCUUCUACUCAUUUUCCUGUAACUUGGUUACAUGAAUUUGCAGUUAAAUCAAGACGACAACUUCAACCUGAUAAAUUUGAAUAUUCUUAUAACCUGUUUGCUGGAUAUUGUAUGUGUGUUAUAGAGAGAAGUUACUUUUCAAUCACCUCUGGGGGUUAGAGAGUGUAGGAAAGGGUUGUUUAAAAAAAAAGGUGUUAAGUACAUAAUGCAGUUUUGCAGUGAUCAUAGUAUCUUCUGGUUCUUUGGCAAUCAUAGGGCCAUGACUGUUGAUGAUUUUCCAUCAGCAUUACUUACAUCAGUAUCCAUAUUCUCCAAGUACUCUGGUACUAACAAUGAGUAUCUUUUUAACCACCUUUAACUCCCAAGAUCUCAUUAGUAAUUCUCCUUACUGUCUGCCAUAUAGUUCUUGUGAUGUUAGUUUGGAGAAUUUGGUUUUGGAUCAACUAAUAAUCCCCUAAUUAAGAUUUUCCUUUAUUCUCAUCACUUGUCUGCUUGAUUUUGUAUUGAAAUUGUAAGGAGAAAUUCUUUGUUGGUCACUCAUGGGAGUUAAAGGUUUAUUAGGGUAUAAAUUUUGCCAUGUAAAGGUUUCCAAGCUCACCCAUGUAGUGAUGUAAGAACUUUAAAUAUUGUAACAGAAAAAUGUCAAGAGAUCUCUGGCAAAAGAAACCUUGUUAAUUAUGGGCUGUGGGCUAUUAGGCAAAGUGAAUGUCAGUUAUAAUGUUCAUCUCAACAAAUUAUAUUGUCCUUUAACGGCCAGCUCAUAUGCUGACAUAGCCACUUUAAAAAUGUAUUGUCUCAAUCUAAUUUCUUAUACCUGUUUUUGUUAAUACAGGUAUAAUUAUAACUAUUGUAGGCUUCCAUGCGGUUUUGUCUCUAAAAUACAAGUACCGUUAAGUGUAAGGUUGUAGAAAAUUUGAUAGUAAUGCACAGUUGUGAAUCACUUCUAAUUUAUUUAAUAUUUAACAAGUAUCAGGUAAUUACUUAGUUAGCCAGUAAAUCUGAAGAUUUUAAUUUAUAAUUAAAUGCCAGAGGGAAAAGUAGUUGUUAUUGAGUUGAUGUUACCAUAAGUUCCAUCAGCGCCCUCUUUUUUUAAAGAAGAAUUCCUCUCUAUGAAUGUGAGCCCCCUUUUGAAAAGUCAAAUGUAUUAUCCACUCCUUCUCAUGAAAACGGACGGCACUCAGCUUGACAAGACUCAGCUUGACAAGAGAGACGGGAACCCGUCAGUGCGUUAUUCGCGUGUUUUACUUGGAACCGAAAGCUGCUUAAAUAUGCUGCACCUAAGUUUGAGUCUGGUGCUGUUAAAGACGGUAAAGAAG